Messenger RNA from Myripristis murdjan (pinecone soldierfish), 5434 nucleotides. RefSeq names its product nectin cell adhesion molecule 3b (gene nectin3b). The record is from RefSeq and is a predicted model, not a curated record. Lineage: Eukaryota; Metazoa; Chordata; Actinopteri; Holocentriformes; Holocentridae. Gene Ontology annotation, cellular component: apical junction complex; adherens junction. The transcript is spliced from 6 exons. Gene Ontology annotation, biological process: heterophilic cell-cell adhesion; homophilic cell-cell adhesion. The coding region runs from base 57 to 1736 and encodes 559 amino acids.
UGGGUUCGCCGCUGCAAGAAGCCUCUUCUCCACAAGAACACAGUACUGCUUUGAAAAUGUUACUGUCCUGUCACUGGACUUACCCCGCCAACCAGGGCAAGACCGCAUUACUUCACCUCUUCUUAUGCACGAUUUCAGGGGUGUGGGGCAGUCAGGUGGUGGUGCCCCAGAAGGUGAACGCUGUCCUGGGGAAGAAUGUGACACUAGAGUGCAGGGUAGAGGUGGGUGCAAACCUAACUCUUACCCAGAGCUCCUGGGAGCACCGUCUGCCUUCCGGCUCCGUCACAGUAGCGGUCUACAACCCAGAGUUUGGCAUCUCCAUCCCUCCAGAGUUUCUCCAUCGCUUGUAUUUUCGUUCACCCUCCUCCCAUGAUGCCACCAUCAUAUUAGAGGACGUGGGCUUUGCUGACGUUGGAGUCUACACCUGCAAGGUGGCCACAUUUCCUCUGGGAAACACUCAGGCCUCCACCACUGUCAGUGUACUUGUGGAGCCCAAGGUGUAUGUGUCUGCAGGUUCUGUUGCCCUGAUCGACGGUGGCAAUGAAACAGUAGUGGCCACCUGUAUUGCCGAGCGGGCCCGGCCUCCAGCUGAGGUGUCCUGGGAGUCCAAUCUUUUCGGUCAGUCAGAAGUGCAGCUGUUCGACGAGGCCAGUGGCACCAUCAGCACGCAUGUGCGCUACCUCUGGCAGCCCACCCGCCACGUCCAGGGCCACGCCCUCACCUGUGUGGUCCGACACCCUGCUCUGCCGACUGACUUCAGGAUCCCCUACCAGCUCAAUGUGCAGUUCGCCCCUGAUAUCUCAGUUGUGGGGUACGAUGGAGAUUGGUAUGUGGGCCGGGAGAACGUUCAGAUGACCUGCAAAGCCAACGCAAACCCACCAGCCCAUCACUUCAGAUGGAUCAGAUUGGACAGCGAAAUGCCAGAAGGGGUGGAAAUAAUCAACAACACGUUGCUCUUCCUGCGUCCCCUUCAUCGGAAUGACUCUGGCGUUUACAGGUGUGAGGUUGCCAAUGACAUCAACCUCCGCAGCAGAGACGUGCGCAUCCUCAUACAAGAUCCUCCCACCAUGCCCUCUACCAUUACUGCACCCAUCUUAACCGGCGCUGCCUCCUCCACUUCAGUGGACGAUAAGCGCCACAUCCUCCUCAGCUCCCCCACACUUGAAGCCCUACCUGAGAGUAAUCUUGGCUCCAUAGUGGGCGGGGCUGUGGGAGGGGCCUUGUUCCUGCUAUUGCUGUUAUGUCUUGCCGGCGUCUGUUACCUACGGAAACAGCAAACCUUCCAUGGAAACUACUAUACCAAGCAGUACCUGGGCCCUGCCGACCUUCAGAAAGCGCCCGCGCAGCAGCACGAACUCCACCCCACCAAGGCCAGCAGCAGCCUCCGCCAACAAGACCACGACCGAGAGGAGUGGGGCGACCGCCAGCUCAAACAGGAGCGUGACCGCGAGCGUCGUCACCAUGGCAACCACAAUGGAGAGGAGUACUUUUCUAACGGCUACACUAGGGCAAUGAGGGAGAGCAGUCACCAUAACAAUCACCAUAAGCAUCACCAUGAGCACCCACAUUAUUCUAGUCCACAGCAGACGGGGCGAGCCAGGUACCCUCCUCCAACAAAACCACUGACCAACGGCUCCCCCUACUUGUCAGAUGACUGCUACGACAGCGGGCCCGAGGGCGACUACGUGUCCCACACGGAUGGCUCCGUCAUCUCUCGUAGGGAGUGGUACGUUUGACCACCUCCCUGGUCCCACAGGAGAGGAGAGACAACGGAAAUUGGAGGGUCUCCUUUUAUUAUUUAGGAAGAAACACGUAAUUUCUCUCCUACGCACACAGACACACUUGACACUAACCUCUAUUCUGUAGUUCCCUCGUUACGAUCAAGAGUCCUGGUUGACGCUUGAGAUCAUUUUUCUGUUCUCGAUGUGGAUGGAGUGCGGACCGCCCUGCCACUCUGAAAGUCCACAUCUACAUGCCAACAACCUACACAGGUGGGCAUAUGGAGACUGAAGCUUGCAGUAUAUGCGCUACUGUCUCUGCCUUAGUUCAGGGUCUUGGGGAAUGCCAGUUAAUUUUGCAUCACUUGAGUAUUUCUGUUGAUAUCUGACAUUGUGUAUGGUUAUAUUAGAAGUAAUGUUUUUUUACAUGGGUUUGCCAUCUGUGACAUUCUUAAACUUGCCUGUUCAAUAUUUGUGUUUGUUGACAGUACUUGCACUGAGUUGUGCAACAGUCUGACCUCUGAAUCUGCUCCACACCCACUUCUACGUUGUUUUUGAGGGUGGAUAUUUUAAAGAGGCCCUUCCAUCCAAUCCUCACCAGAAUGUAGAGGAGGCAUUAGAGGGUAUGAAAAAAAAAGCUCUCUCCUUCAGCGAGCAUACGCUAAGAUCCCUCCCUCUAUUAGUGCUGACCUUUACAAUCUGAUCUGCAGUCCUGAAAUAUGUUUUUAAACCUUUUGCAUAACCAUGUCUUGUACCACCCCAUCAUUUAACCACUGUUUUUCUUUUAAAAUGUUUACACUGCAUACAAAUUAGAAUGAGACAAGAUUGAUGAUUUCACCAAUAAUCUCCCUGCAACGUCCUAAAAAAAAUGCUGCCCUAAAAAGAGUGAGAACCUUGAGAGAGCAUUUCUCUGUCCUCAGCUCUUACGGUCUCUUAUCCCCAGGAGGGAGGGAUGGAGCAGCAGCAGGGAGGCCUGCAUGUAUGUGGUACAGUCCACUCUAACCUACACUCAGGCCUCCAUAUCUAAGCCUCCUGUAAAAUUCUGUCAGACAGUGCAAAGUAAAAUAGGUUAGAAUACCUUUAUAACAUUUGUACAUUAUUUAUUCAUUUCGGGAAGGCUUCAAGGUUAGUUAACUUAUUCAAUUAGCCACACAGCCCUUUGUGCUGUAACAGAUAAUUAUGGAUUUGUUGAUAAAUGUGUACUUGAAGCGCUAUACCACACCAAACUAAGGCAUUUGUAAAUUCAAGAUUUUCAGCGGGGUAUUGUCAAAGGCAGGAUACAGUAUGGCAGUCGCUGUACCCUGGCCUCCUUGUCAAAUCUGUUUUGAUACACAAAGAAAUUAUUCAAGAAUGCAGCUGUUAGUUCCUACCACAAAUAGCCACCAGUGGUCUGACUCCACUCCUAAAAUGAGACAUGUUUGUGUCAGAGUUGGUAUCCUAGGCAUUAAUAGGCUUAUGUCUCUGAUCCAUAUGUGCAUGUGCGCACACAACAGUGUAGCUGAAUGUUUCUUUAAAAUUUAGAAUUUGUUAUUACCACCACAAAAAAAGAAAAUAAUGUAUGCAAAUCAAUUUUUAUUUGUUUACUUUUUUGGGUGGCAUAGUGUCCUAUGUGCCAUGAUUAUGCCAGGCUUUGAUUUUAUUGCUUUUGUUUUGUUAUUUCAUUUUCAUUAACCAAGAAGUCAGACUGGAUUUGGUAUUCAUGACAACAAGCUCACCUCAGCUUUUCAGGCCACACAAGUUAUUUGCUAUUUGACCAAGUCACAAUAAGUGUUUGGCAGUCGAUGUCAGUUGGCCUGUAAACCCAAACAGUUCAUGAAUGAACUGAAAUUUGUGAAACUUAAUGAAAGCUAUGAAAAAAGCCGUGGAUAAAGGUCAUCUUUAUUCUGAAUUUAAUCUCUUACUUUCUGUGAUAUUGCACCCACUGAUGUAAUAUACAAUAUUAUUUUUGGCACACGCACAUAUUUACACUUGAUAGAUUGCAUGGAGGAGAAAAAAAAUUCAACAGUGAUUUCUUGACACAGAUAAGUGUUUGUGAAUACAUGCCAACUUCAAUAGUAUGGUCACAGUAUUUGCAGCAAGAUGCCAAAUAUUUGUUUAGCUUGUACGUAUCAAUUUGGUGGUGACAGUGUCUCACAUAUGGUAUUACUGACUAACGAGUAACAAUUGAUUAUUAGCUUACAUCGAUGACUAACCUAUCACCGCUUUAUACAGGGUCUCGUAGCCGGAACUAGAAGUAAAAAGAUGCUUUAGGCCAAUUAGAUCUCACAGUAACAGUGGUCAAAGUGGAACUAGUUAUAAUCUUAGGAACCCUCACUUGUUAAUUAUUCGUCGGGGUACUUUGUGCAGUGAAUAAGCUGCAGUUCUCAUAGUGAAAUUAGCUUAUUUGACGUAGUAACUUGCAAGCAGAAAAAAUGACCCAAUACUUCAUUCCAUGUGGUUUCAUCUGUUUAGCACUAAGACAGCACAGCAGAACUGAUUUAUCCAAAUAGAGGACAUUUAGGAGAAUGAAACGGUCGGUACUUUUACCCUGAAAUGCAUUGAAAUUCAAAACUAAAGCUUGAUCUUACAAUCGUACAGUACAAUAUGUGAAUACACAUGCAUUCUGAGAGGUUAGUGUGCCGUCUUGGGUGCAAAUUUAGUUUCAUGUUGCAGCCAGGGAGCAGAAAUCGCAAAAAGUAUGGAUGCUUUCUACUUUAACAGUUUGAUUAAAAAUGGAAAUCUGUUUUAGAUAUGAAAAAAACUUGUGUAAAAGUGGAUAUGUAGAUAUUUCCAAACCAUUAACUCCACUGGGAUUUUAUACUUUGAUGCUGACUCCAAUUAAUUCUGCCUUUCUGAUCUGUUCCACAUAAGUGAAAAGAAUAAUGGGAGGCAUAGCAACCAUUGAUUUCUCCUUGUUUUUGCUUCUAUAUGUGCUAAGAUGGAAGUUGAAAAUCAAUGCAAUAUGUUUUGCUAGACUGGCCAGUUUGGAAGUCCUUGAAUUUGUAUUAAUGAAGUUCCUCUGUGCUGUUAAGUUCAGUAUAAAGACCAGUCAUCAGGUUUCCUCACUUUGAGAGAUGUCCUUCACUUUGGGUUGAGAAAUACGAGUGCCUUAGAUACCCAGCAACAUUUUUGAGUGUUUUUUAUGUUAAAGUUUCUUUUUAUCAUUGACUCGUGUAGGAACCUGUUUGGUUCAGAGAUUUUGUUUUUUUGCUUUUUCCCCUUUCUCUUGUUUUUCCCUACAUCUUGUCUGUAAGGAGUCUUCUAUACUCCUAGUAUAGUGCCAUAUUCACUUUUCUGUCCUCAUCGCCAUGAUAGUUGACAACAGCAUAUUUGCAAAGCUAGAAACCUUUUGUUUUGUUUUGUUUCAUUUUUUUUUUUUUUUUACAACUGCUUAAAACUAGAAUAAAUGAAUAUGUAAAGUGAACAACACUGUGCACUUCACAGGUAUUAUAGUUGGUUAUCAAACUGUCAGAAGUUUUGUUUUGUUUCAACGGCGCUGUUCAAAGGACCGAACUUCAAUCUCACGUUGUCAUUAAAAGCACCUUCUUGAGUUCAUGUUGGGUUUUGUACAUAGAGAGAAAAAAAAAAUGUAAGUUUAAGGGACUGGAAGAAAAAAAAAAAUUAUCUGUAUCAAUGCCAACGGUGGAGUGUUAUUUUGUCAAUCUUUUUGAGAUACUUUAGUUCAAUAAAGCACCUUAGCACCUGUGAGGUUUUUUUUCCUGACAGUUUUUGUGCUC